GGACAAUUGUUCAUUGUAUUUCCAAAAACACCCUCCGACAUCGGCAUCGGAUAUCCUAAAAUUUCUCGUUCCUCUCCAUAUACCUCACCGGCGCCGGCGAGAAGAUAAUCGGAGACAAUAGUAAACGACGUUGUAAUGCCGCAUAUUCUCAUCCAAAAUCCACACUUACGUCCUUUCCCUAACCUACGCUCAUCUUCAAUCACAGUCUCAAACACACCUCCGCUGUCGAUUUCCCCGCCCAAUCUUCUCCGCCUGCGCCGGAUAUUCACCUCCAGCGGCGGACAUGGCAGCAGGGGUAGUUUAGUCAAAUGCAUGGCCAAUCCUCGGAGAGUGAAAAUGGUGGCUAAGCAGAUAAGGAGAGAGCUCUCCGACAUGCUGCUCACGGAUAAGGUUUUACAGUACGCUGUACUGCCGGAAGCCGCUCUCGGAGCUGAUCAGUACCUCUCCUCGCUUACUACUAUCAGCGACGUUGAAGUUUCUGCUGAUUUGCAGGUUGUUAAAGUCUAUGUUUCUGUUUUUGGGGACAAAAGAGGAAAAGAAGUGGCCAUUGCAGGAUUAAAGUCAAAAGCAAAAUAUGUACGCAGCGAGCUGGGCAAGCGCAUGAAGUUGAGACUUACUCCAGAGAUACGAUUUAUUGAAGAUCUGUCUAUUGAGAGAGGAAGCAGGGUUAUUGCUAUACUGGAUAGAAUAAAGCGCGAGAACGAGAAAAAGGAAGCUGAUCUUCAAGGUAAUGCCAAGAAUGAGUCAUCUGAACAGAGCGAGGAUGAUGAGGAUUGGGAAGUGCAUUUUUCAGGGAGCAGCAUUGCCAUGUUUCGAUCAACGCCAGAGAUGGGAGGGCCAUUGACGAGUACGCACAAGCAAGGCUGGCCGAGAGCCUUGAGGGCAGCGCAGCAGGCUUCGCUUGGUGGGAUUGGACUAAAAGGAGCGACUGCUGCCCUGCAAGGUAUGAGCUGAACAAGCGCCGAGAAGAAAGUGGCGCCACAAGAAUGGCCCUUGCUUUCCGCCACCAAACCAGCCAUGACCGCCAACACCAAAACCACUGAAAGCUUCAU
Ipomoea nil (Japanese morning glory) is the source of this 1052-nucleotide messenger RNA. RefSeq names its product probable ribosome-binding factor A, chloroplastic. NCBI's taxonomy places the organism in Eukaryota, Viridiplantae, Streptophyta, Magnoliopsida, Solanales, Convolvulaceae. Gene Ontology annotation, biological process: rRNA processing; ribosome biogenesis. Gene Ontology annotation, molecular function: ribosomal small subunit binding. Bases 136 to 954 code for a protein of 272 amino acids. The transcript is spliced from 4 exons. The record is from RefSeq and is a predicted model, not a curated record.